Messenger RNA from Cydia splendana, 1206 nucleotides. RefSeq lists its product as uncharacterized. The coding region runs from base 239 to 832 and encodes 197 amino acids. The record is from RefSeq and is a predicted model, not a curated record. Lineage: Eukaryota; Metazoa; Arthropoda; Insecta; Lepidoptera; Tortricidae. The transcript has 4 exons.
AUAGCGCCAUGUUGCUUUUAGAUGAUACUGACAACUUGCCGCGCUCUGAUUGGCCGAUCGUCGCCUAAACGUCAGUUGUCAGUGGUUGUCGCCCAUGUUUGUUGAAAACUUUGAACAGUUUAAAUUAUUUUCAAUUGCAAUAAAGUGUUGAUCGAGUGAAGUUCUUGUACUUAUCCUCUCCGCUUUAUUUGUGAUUCAUCCAUCACCCAGUUCUGCAAGCAUUUAUGCAUUGUGCAAAAUGUAUUAUCAGUGCUGUGUGUGUAAAACUCUGCGAAAGGACGCUUUUACUUUGUACCGUUUUCCUAGUACUGAGAAAAGACUCAUUAUGUGGUUGAAGUGUUUGGAAACAAAUGGUUUUGGAAAUAUGUCGCCGGAGCAAGUUCGAAAAGCUUUUAUUUGUGAGAAACACUUCGAACAGCGGUUUGUUUCGGCAUCGACACGGCGUCUCAACGCGAAGGCUUAUCCUUCGUUAUUCAGUCAAGAUGAGAUUAACAGUGGGAUCCCAUCUCAUGAAAAUGCCGAAAACAUGGAUCCGCUGAAAGAACAUGCAUAUGUUCGUAAAUCACAUGACGACCACACAUACUGUCAACAAGUGCCUCAAAAAGCGUCUCCUGCCAUUCCAUCCACAUCGGGGGUUAAAUCAACCGCAGUGGGCCAUACACCAAAACAGACUAUGGCCGUUUCUAUAGCCACAGAACCUGUCCCGACAACUUCAGACAUUGAAAAGGAGACCAUGCCCGAACUAUGCAGCAGCUUUAUUACAGAACUUGUUGUAGCUGAGAAGGUUACAGCUUGUAUUUCACCUAGUGUACAGUCACACAAUGAAGGUUAGUGAAUUCUUAUCAUUUUUACAAGCUUUUAUUUACUUUCACCUGACCGUUGUCUGUGUGUAAUCAAAUCUUGCAAGUUAAAUUUGAUCCACUUACCGGUUUCCGAUUGAGCUGAAAUUUUACAUACAUAUGUAAGUCGGGUGACAAUGCAAUAUUAUGGUGUCAUCGAGGUGAUCUGAUGAUGGAGACCGGAGGUGGCCAUAGGAACUCCGUGAUAAAACAACGCAACCUAAUUGUGUUUGGGGUUCUUAGAAUUGUCUCGAUGAGUAUUCGUUGCUUGUGGAAAAAAAAGUACAGUCGGCGAUAAAAGCUUGUACCAAAAAUGAAAUUUUGGCCAAAAACUUAUUUUGUGUUAUUGUAUGGCAGUGACAGUACA